GUUCUUUUGUGCCUAUGUGCUCUCCACUUGGAUUAAACAUUUCUGCAUCUUGAUAUGAAUUUUAAAAUGCAUUUUCCACCACUUGUGGCUCUGAUGAUGAUCAGCUUCAGUCAGCUUCUUAUUUAUGGGACGACUAUCAACAUCAAGUUUUUCCCAUGUGAUGCUGAUAUGAAUUCUACAAUAGUGGACUGCUCUGACAGACCACUCAAAUCCACCCCCCACAUCAAGGCUAACUCUGUGUUGCUAGUCAAUUUGAGUCUGACUAGGAUACAGUAUGUGGGCCCAGAUGCCUUCACUGGUGUUCCAAACCUUAACAUUCUGAAAUUAAUGGGUAACUGUCAACCAGGUAGGCUGAGAGCUCCAGAGAACCCUUCAUGCAAAAUGAAGAUCCACCCUGAUGCUUUUAAAAGCCUGCAAAAUCUUACAUCCCUGUAUCUGUCAGGAAACAGUCUCACUUCCAUUCCACUGUUACCUGAAAGCCUGCAGGUGCUUGAUCUACAGAAUAACUGCAUUGUCAGGAUUGCUGCCCCUCUAAACACUCCAAAUCUUGAAACACUUUUGCUUUCCAAGAACUGCUUUUAUGCAAACCCUUGUGACCAGUCCUUUUACAUUAAUGAGACCGUUUUAACAGAGCUCUCUAAACUCAAAGAACUUACUUUAGGAUAUAACAACUUGACAGCUGUUCCUAAAGGACUGCCAUCCUCACUGAAGAAACUGGAUUUAAGAGAAAAUACAAUCACCGAGGUCUUAGAAGGAGCAUUUGCCAACCUAACUGCCCUUGAAUACCUGAAUUUAGAGUGGAAUUGUCAGCGCUGUGACCAUGCGGCAAGGCCUUGCUUUCCAUGCCCACAAAAUGCAUCUCUCCUUUUCUAUCCAAACUCCCUUUAUGCCAAGAACAGCUCCAUCACCUUCCUAAGCCUAAGGGGAAAUUCUAUGAAUUCAUUUCCAGAGGGCCUUUUCAGACCACUGAAGAAUUUAAAGGGACUGGACCUCUCUGACAACUUCCUGGCAUAUGCUAUACGAAAUGGCACCUUCUUUGGAGAGCUGACAGGCCUCACUUGGAUCAGCCUCAUCUAUAACUACGAACCACUAAAGACAUUUCCAGAAUUGGUCCUCUCCCCUGAUAUGGAAAAGAUACGUGGACUUCAAAAUCUCCUGCUGAGCGGUAAUUUUUUCCACAAACUUUCAGGAGAAAGUUUUAAAGUUCUGUCCAAACUUCAAAAUCUGACAAAGCUUGAGCUGAGGAUGAACUUCAUUAAUGAAUGCAACAUGACUUCUUUGAAGCAGUUACCUUUUCUCACUGAUGUAGAUCUCUCCCAAAACAUGCUUAGUUUUCUUCCACCCUGGCCAAACCCAUCAACUGUGGGAAAGGACAACUUACAGAGCCAGAACGUGUAUACAGACACUCUUCAGGACCACCCUCCUAUUAUAAUAGACAGAGAAACAAUGUUUUCAAGUGACAAUUGGGAAUCCAGCCAGUCAGAUAACCUGGAAACAACAGUGGACAGUGAAUGUCAAAUCCCACCACCGUGGUAUUUUAAGAAUAAGUUUUGCAAAGACAAGAAGACAUUUGACUUGUCUCAAAAUGACAUUGUGAGACUUCAUGAAAAAAUGUUAAUAGGAUUAGAAAAUUCAGUUUGUUUAGAUCUUUCUUACAACUAUAUGAGCCAGACAUUGAGGGGAGGGGUGUUUAGAAACAUGAAGAAUUUAGUGUUUCUGAAUAUGUCUUACAAUAGGCUUGAUCUUUAUCACGACAAUGCCUUCAGUGAACUCAAAUCCACUCUGAAGGUAUUAGAUGUUAGUAACAACGACUUUCAUUUCAAAAUGAGGGGCAUGGGCCAUCGUUUUGAGUUCCUUCAUAAUCUGACAAACUUAAAAGUGCUAAGCCUGGCAAACAAUGGCAUUGGGAUGCGAAUAGAUCAAUGGCUGAUCAGCAGUUCUUUGGAAUACUUCUACUUUAGUGGAAAUAACCUAGACAUAAUGUGGGGAUCUGAUAACAAUAAGUACACCCAUUUCUUCCAGAACCUAACAGCGCUCAACUACCUUGACAUCUCUAAUAAUCAUUUGAAGUCAGUGACACCAGAAGUGCUGUGUAACUUCCCAAUAAGCAUUAAGGCCCUCAGCAUCAGCAGCAAUUUGCUCAAGUAUUUCCCCUGGAGAAACAUCUCAGCACUUAGCAAUUUAUGUCACCUGGACCUGAGUCGAAACUUCCUGACUGAUUUGCCGGAUGAAGCCAUAGAAUUUGGAGCCAGCUUUUCCCUUCUGGAUCUCAGUCACAAUUACCUUACUGAUAUUCCUGAGAAUUUCUUCAGUGAGGCAAAGUCACUACAAUAUCUGUAUCUCAGCCACAAUCAGAUCAAAGAGCUGAACCAUCAGCGUCUCCCUGCACCUUUUAAAAGUGGCAGUGUCCUUCAAAAACUCACCCUGCAUGACAACCCCUUCAAAUGCGACUGUGAUACAUCCUGGUUUGCUGACUUCUUGCGGACUACUUCAGUACAAAUUCCUCAAAUGACCACUCAUAUUCGCUGUGAAUUCCCAGAGUCUCAACAGGGGGAGCGGGUGCUGUCAAUGGACCAGCGAUCCUGCCAGGACAUAUAUGGUAGCUUAGCCUUUGUCAUCUGUUCCUUCUUGGCUGUGACGUUUACUGUCCUUCCUCUGCUGCAACAUCUCUAUGGCUGGGAUGUGUGGUACUGCCUUCAGGUGCUGUGGGCAGGACAUAAAGGCUACUCGCAGCUGGCUGGUAGAGACUCAUGUCAUCACUAUGAUGCUUUUGUGGUGUUUGAUACCAAGAACCACGCUGUGAGGGAUUGGGUUUACAAAGAGUUGACUGUCAAUCUGGAGAACUGCGGCCACAGGAGAUUUAGUCUCUGCUUGGAAGAACGGGACUGGAUUCCUGGACUUUCUUGUAUUGACAAUCUACAUAAUGCUGUGCACAGCAGUGUGAAGACAGUGUUUGUGCUGUCCAGGGGGGCAGAUGGAAGCGAGAUGGUAAACGGUGUGAUCCGCCAGGCUUUCUUCAUGGUACAGCAGAGGCUUCUCGAUGAGAAGGUGGAUGCAGCUGUGCUGGUUCUGCUAGAUGAGAUGUUCCCAAAACUGAAGUACCUUCAGCUGAGGAAGAGGUUGUGCAGAAAGUCUGUGUUGUCCUGGCCAAAAAACCCAAGGGUUCAACCAAUUUUCUGGAAUCGAAUGAGAAUGGCAUUGUCAUCAGAUAACCUCAAAUUUUAUGACAACAAAAUGAGUGAAAGUUUUAUAUGAUGUCCUUUUAAUGGAGAACUAAUGAGUGGAAUUCCUCCCUUCUGACAUGACCUCAUUUUGACAAAGUGACCAUUCUAUAGAUAUGUACAUUUCUUUAUAUAAAUUAUUUUGUUGUAUGCCUGUAUAGUUCACUUUUACAGAUUGUUAUAUUUUAUGAUGCAGAUAUCAGAGAGACAUGAUAAGAAAAGCACUGGUGUGAUGUCUCAGUGUUAUUAAAUCUCUUAAAAAAAAAGACAACCUCUGUUAAGUGGACCUCAGUUAUCAUAAAUACUUCUGUGCCUAUCUGUUAUCACAUGCCAAAAAUUAAAGCUGUUAAAAAUGUG
Melanotaenia boesemani (Boeseman's rainbowfish) is the source of this 3578-nucleotide messenger RNA. It is a transcript of the gene tlr9, whose product is annotated as toll-like receptor 9. The transcript has 3 exons. Gene Ontology annotation, molecular function: pattern recognition receptor activity; protein binding. Gene Ontology annotation, cellular component: plasma membrane. The record is from RefSeq and is a predicted model, not a curated record. Lineage: Eukaryota; Metazoa; Chordata; Actinopteri; Atheriniformes; Melanotaeniidae. Gene Ontology annotation, biological process: canonical NF-kappaB signal transduction; positive regulation of interleukin-6 production; toll-like receptor signaling pathway. Bases 55 to 3255 code for a protein of 1066 amino acids.